AUGAGACAACACAAAACUCGGGAACUACUUUUACUCGGGCACCACCCCCAUCGAAGAAACAAAUCUUCUGUUUGGAACCACUUCACUCCUGAUCCAGAUUUGAUUGGAAUAGCUAGAUGCAACUACUGUGACUCUAAGUUAAAAUCCAAUAAUGGAACGACUUCCAUGAUCGGACAUUCAAAGAUAUGCAAGAGUAACCCAAAUAGUGAAGCAAAUAAGAGAUUGAAAACAACUCCAUCGUCAACAACAAAUGUGACUUCUCCUUCAGCAAUUGGGUUAGGAAAAUUUGACCAAGAGAAAUGUAGGCAGGCAGUGGUUGAUAUGAUUGUGGAAAUGGAGCUUCCGUAUAUGCAUGUAGAUCAUAAAGUUUUUCGUCGUUGUAUGAGUGUAUUGCAACCAAGAUUUAUUCCAAUCUCCCGAAGCACAGUAGCACGUGAUAUUUUGGGUUUAUGGGAUUUUGAAAGGGAAAAAUUGAAGACCUUUCUUUCCCAACAUUGUCGAAGUGUGUGCUUGACCAAAGAUGGUUGGACUUCAUGUCAAAACAUGACUUACAUGUGUAUAACAACACAUUUUAUAGACAACAACUGGAAAUUACACAAAAAGAUUUUGAGUUUUGUUAGGGUCUUAAGUCAUUCAGGAGAAGUAAUAGCAAAUACAGUUGCAAAAUGCUUGGACAAUUGGGGGUUGAAUAAUGUUUUAACUGUGACGGUUGAUAAUGCGGCGUCAAAUGAUCGUGGGAUUGAAAAUCUAAAAAAGAGGCUAAGGUUAAGGAAUGAUUUGGUUUUGAAUGGAGAUCACUUUCAUACAAGAUGUUGUGCACAUGUCAUGAAUUUAGUGGUUAAAAAGGGUUUAAAAGAAAUUGACAUUUCUGUUUCUAGAAUCAGGGGUGCUGUUAAGUAUGUUAAGUCUUCUCCGGGUCGAGAACAUAAGUUUUUGGCAUGUGUUAGAAGUAGACAGAUUGAAUACAAAGGUAGUGUUCAAUUUGAUUGUGAGACUCGAUGGAAUUCAACAUACGACAUGUUGAAGGCUGCUCUACAACUUGAAAUGGCAUUUGUUGAGCUUGGUAUUAUUGAUACAAAAUAUUGUCAAGAACUUGAGAGUGGGAGCGGCAUUCCUACCCCUUUAGAUUGGGAGAAGGCACGUGGGGUCGCUCAAUUUUUGGAAGUUUUUAAGGCUUCCACUUUGCGCAUAUCGGGUUCAACAUACGUGACAAGUAAUAUGUACUUGGCAGAGGUAUUUUCAAUUAGUUUGGCUAUAAAAGACAUGUGUUCGUCUAAGGAUCUAUCUUUAGCUCAUACAAGAAAAAUAGCUUUAAAGAUGAAGGAGAAAUAUGAUAAGUACUGGGGAAGUCCUGAGAAAUUGAACAUGUUGUUGUUAAUUUCUUUUGUGUUAGAUCCCAGGAAGAAAAUGAUGUAUACUCGUUGGUUUAUCGAAAAAAACUUUGUCAAAAAAGAGGCUGAUUUCUUGAAGGAUAAAUUAGAAUUAGAUUUGAAAACAAUAUUUGAGGAGUAUAACGGUGGUGGGACAGGUGGAUCUCAAAGUGACUCUGCAGAACCACCCGUAUUAGUUGGACGAAUUGGAAAUCCCGACUAUUAUUAUGGGGUAUUUUUGCAAUCAAGUGGUGUCAAACCAAGUGGAGUGAAAUCUGAAUUAACAAAGUACCUAGAAGAUGGAUUAGAAGAUGAUAUUCCUAACUUUGAUAUCUUAAAUUGGUGGAAGGUGUAUUCAAGUCGACUUUCAAUCCUAUCUAACAUUGCGAGAGAGUUAUUAGCUAUACCCGUCUCAACGGUGGCAUCUGAGUCCGCCUUCAGUACCGGAGGAAGGGUUCUCAAUGAAUAUCGCAGUCGCCUAACUGCUAAAUCUGUGGAAGCACUUAUAUGCACAGAAGAUUGGCUUGGCGGAUCACCUUCACCAUUGCCCACACAAGAUGAUAUUGAAGUGCUUGAGAAGAUUGAGCGAGAAUAUUUUUUGCAAAACCAAUCUAACGGAGGUAAUUCUUAUGAUACUUUUGAUGAGGAUUGA
Molecule: messenger RNA, 2022 nt
Organism: Lathyrus sativus (Indian pea)
Lineage: Eukaryota; Viridiplantae; Streptophyta; Magnoliopsida; Fabales; Fabaceae
Source: the annotation of a GenBank genome assembly